This is a messenger RNA of Fopius arisanus, 3868 nucleotides long. RefSeq names its product ubiquitin carboxyl-terminal hydrolase calypso (gene calypso). The coding region runs from base 228 to 1979 and encodes 583 amino acids. The transcript is spliced from 7 exons. Gene Ontology annotation, cellular component: cytoplasm. Gene Ontology annotation, biological process: ubiquitin-dependent protein catabolic process; protein deubiquitination. NCBI's taxonomy places the organism in Eukaryota, Metazoa, Arthropoda, Insecta, Hymenoptera, Braconidae. Gene Ontology annotation, molecular function: cysteine-type deubiquitinase activity. The record is from RefSeq and is a predicted model, not a curated record.
GGUGUCACACGCAAUGGGAAUUUCUACCCGUCAGCCGACUUGGUAACUGCCUCAGUAGCAGUCCCUCUGUCAUCGGAAUCAGUCGAGAGGGGGGCAGCACUCUCCAGCGAUGGAACAUGUGAUUGAUGUUUUGGGGAUUGUGUGGGGAUAUGGCGUCGUUCGAUGACAGUCUUCCCGAUAAAUUGGAGUAAUUUGACGUGUGAUUAUGAGAUGUAGUGAGGCUAAGGAUGCCGGUGGAUAUUAAUAGAUUGACUGAGGGAUGGUUGGAGCUGGAGAGUGAUCCAGGACUGUUUACUCUGCUCCUGGAGGAUUUCGGGGUGAAGGGAGUCCAGGUUGAAGAGAUCUACGACCUUCAGAAGUCUCUCGAGGGCCCAGUGUACGGAUUUAUUUUCCUCUUUCGAUGGAUCGAAGAGAGGAGGUCGAGGCGGAAGGUCGUGGAGCAGGACGAGAGCUUCCUCAAGGAUGAGGAAAUUGUCAACAAUAUUUUUUUCGCACAGCAGGUCGUUCCGAACAGUUGUGCAACGCACGCUCUACUGUCCGUCCUCCUGAACUGUCCGAACAUCCAUUUGGGCUCGACAUUAUCUCGUCUGAAGCUUCACACGUCGGGAAUGUGUCCUGAAAAUAAGGGAUGGGCUAUCGGAAAUACUCCAGAGCUAGCCUGUGCUCACAAUUCUCAUGCAAUGCCUCAAGCCAAAAGACGCCAGGACAAGAGCACUGCCGUGACAACAGGUAGAUUUACGGGUGAAGCCUAUCACUUCGUCAGUUACGUUCCCAUAAGUGGAAGAUUAUUCGAGCUGGAUGGUCUGAAGCCAUAUCCAGUGGACCACGGCCCCUGGAAGGAGCACGAAGAGUGGACUGAGCAAUUCAGGAGAGUAAUAACUGAUCGCCUGGGGAUCUCCACUGGAGAGCAGCUCCAGGACAUCAGGUUCAACUUGAUGGCCGUCGUCCCUGACAGGAGACUCGCCAUCUCCCACAAGCUCACGAUGCUGAAGACCAACAGGCAAAUCGUCCUGGAGGCUCUGCAGCAGCUGGUGAAACUCAGUCAUCAGGAGAACGAUAAGAAUUUGGAUGGGGAGAAGGAGAAGAGAGUCAAGGAUGAGGACAGAGAAACGGAGUUGAAUGUUCCUACGGUUAAUGUCGAGGCUGAUCCUGGCGAGGCUGAGGAGACUGGCGGUCACACCAAGAAUGAGGGACACCCCAUGGAGAAGGUCGUCAUGUGCGCUCUGGAUUACGCCACUCCUCUUAGGAUUCAAACUUCACCUGCUCACAGCUCAUCGAGUACUGAUACUUCAUCUGAAAUUGGCUCUGCAUUCAAUUCACCCACGCAAGCUUGGGGGUGGAAUUCUGGGCAGAGCAGUCCUACGUCGACUAAGGACUUUAAAAAAUUCGUCGUUAUUCGAGUCGCUGGGGACGAGAAGAACGAGGCAGGUCUGAGUCGCUCUCUCGGGAAUAUCAACAUAAAUGGAAAACGCCUAGUGUCUGACUCUGGGCAUCUGCAUAAGAAGGUCUGUCUCUCGGGGGAAGUUCGUAUACCACAUGCCAGGGUGAAAACCAGUAAUGGAGAUACUGUUACGGAGGAGAAGAAGGUUGAGAAAAUUGACUCGAAGUUGUGCUCAAAAUAUCCAGAGCUGUUUGAGCCACAUACUUUUGCUCCCAAGGAUCUCCUGGCGUUGCUGAAGAACCUUGAGCACGAAAUCAGUAUUUGUGAGACUUGUCUGAAGGACGAGAAUGACAAGCGGAAUAAAUAUAAAAUUGAUGACUGUAGGCGGACCCAUAAUUACGACGAAUUUAUUUGCACCUUUCUGUCAAUGCUGGCACAGCAGGGAAAAUUGGCAGAAUUGGUGCAGCAACAUUUAACGCUAAAAAAACACACUUCUGUCACAGUGAAUCGAGUGCACAGAUCUUCAAAAAAAACCGACGCCCGACCUAAUGCCUCACGUCGUCGUCGUGGCAGAACUAAAUGCAAGAAACGAAAGUGAGUCCUCGAUUCUCUGUCGAGUCUAAUCUCCAGUUCUACGCGGGUCGUGAACAAUGCACUCAUAGAGAACACAAGGUCUGCUUGACUUUCCAACUGUACCAUCCGGUUUAUUAUUGUGAUAAUUUCAAUUAUCGAUCAGUGUCCAUACGAAUGAAUUAUCAAUUAAUUUAAUGUUCAGCGUUUACUCAAUUCCUAUAAUUUGUAUUACACCGAAUUAAUUUAGUGGUGAUAGCGAAAUAACGAAAUUGUUGUGAGGACCUUCUGCGUAGCUCUGACUUGGCUUUACAAAAAAAGUCCUGAGAAAAAUUCAAUUAUUUUUCUUAGGUUCAGAGAUAUUCCUCGCUCGCUGGGGAAUCAGCCGAUUUGUUAUCUCACAAUUUACGUCUUCGCUACUGAAUUGUAAGGAUUUUAUUAAAAAAUAAAUGAUAAAAUGUGAGGUAACGAUUUACUGUCAAAAACAUUGAAAAUAUUUAUUUCAAUAUUCAUAUACAAGUACACUACACGCUGAUAUGUCUUUACAUCUAGACGCAUAUCUCGAGGAGGAAAUAAACUUUCGAAUGCAUCGUAAAACUCAACUCCGUCAGAGCGAAUUCAAUCGAAUUAACAGAUCUUUCCAUCACUCCGAACCCUGUCCCAAUCUACAUUCAUUUACUCCAGAGCCACUCACACAUCUCCACCCAUAAAACUCAUCCCCAAUCUUCCAAACUGGGAUGUAGUGGUCAGGAAGUCAGAUAAGAUACCACACUCCACAAUAAUAUCCUCCAAUAUUUCAAAUGUACAAAAUGAAAAAUCCUCUCUCCGUAAAUAAAAGAGCUCAGCUCAGAGAUAUUUACAAAUAUUUUAUUUGAAUAGUAAAAAGCUACAGAUGAAUCUUUGACAAUUCAAUAAUAAAAACAACGCCCACAGUUUGGAUGCACAGAUAAAGAGGAGUCGAGUGCAAAAAUUUUCCAGCGACUAGAGCCUAUGUAAUGUACAAUUAAACGGUAGUUUGUUCUCGAGUAAUUUCACCUAUUUCAUCUGAAUAGAUUGUCGAUAGCGACUACAUAAUUUCUGGGUUUUUCUCUCGUUCGAUACCAGGCACUGGUGGUUUUUUUUUUAGUUUGUUUUUUUUUUCAUUCAAUUCUAUAGAAAUUGGUCAUCACUAUUGAUUCUCGACAGAUUGUUUCGUAGAUUUAAACGCUCGAGUGAGCAGUUACAAAAAUAUUCAUUCAAAGGCUGAACAUGUAAACAUUGCAGUUUAAUUUUAUUCACCAGUCCUCUCGUCAUAAAUAUCCUCCAUCACACUAUUUCCAAUCUCCAUUUACAAAUUUAUUCCGUGCGAAUCUGCUUCUACGUUUUUCAUUAUAAAAAAAAACCAAUGUAUCCUGUGUUCGUGAUAAGAACACUGAAACGGUAAUAAAACAGUCUUGUGUUGGGCUCAUCGGGGCUUUCGGUUUUUAAAUGAAUUCAUUAGUUUUUUUUUUUCUGCAUCAAGACCACAAUGUUCGCAUUCAAAGCGCCCUCCAUUCUAUCUUAAAAAUGGACAAGAAGCCGUCGAUACUCUCCUACUUACAAUUUGUUAAUUAUAAUAAAUAAUUCGUCUCAGGGCAAGGAGAGGAGGGUUAAGGGGUGGGGAUUGGGAAUUCUUAAUAAUAAUAUUACGUAGAUUGGUGUAUACUAUUCUCCAUAGAAUUCCGCAUGUACGAUUCCCGUUUAUAGACUAAUUUAGUACGUUUUACUGAUUCUUUUAUAAUACAGCUGACGAUUUCUCGUGGGGGAAUUCUAUGUUAAAUAAAUCUCAAUUUUCCAAUUUCCUGCCACGAAAAAUCGUCGAUAAAGACAUUCAAUCGUAAUUCCAAUAAUGUGCGAUGAAAUAUCGAAAACGAUUUGAAUGAUUCAGUAGAAAAGAGA